Molecule: messenger RNA, 1170 nt
Organism: Perognathus longimembris pacificus (Pacific pocket mouse)
Lineage: Eukaryota; Metazoa; Chordata; Mammalia; Rodentia; Heteromyidae
Gene: Tex44
Product: testis expressed 44
Exons: 1
Coding region: 1-1170 (389 amino acids)
Source: RefSeq, a predicted model, not a curated record
AUGACCACCGAGCCCCCGGAAGAGGCUGAGGCCACGAACAACCCCCCAGAUGGCCUUCCCAGUGCCUGGCUGGACUACCAGGCUGACUACAGCCCCGAGGAGCCCUCAGUAGAAGACCCCGACCCCGCCUUCGAGGAGGAGGCGUGGGGAGAAGAUGAGGGGCAGGCCGCCCCGGAGAGGGCCACCUCCCAGGCCUUGUCCACCUCGGGGGACCCAGAGCAGGGAGAAGCGGGGGCCGGCCAGAGCCAGGAGAAGCUCACGGAGAUCACCACCAUCCUGUCUCCCAGCCGGCACAUAUUCGUGGGUUUCCAGAACCCCGUGUGGGACUUGCUGGCCGAGAACACCCGCAAGAUGAGAAGCCGCACGGUGUCCCCCAGCGACUCGCAGACGGAAGGCAAGGCCGCCGGGGAGGCCCCCGAGGGCCCGGCCGAGGCCGCUGCCACCCCCGAGGCCGAGGCCCCCGCGGCCCCCGCGGCCCCCGAGCCCCCCGAGGCCCCCGAGGCGCACCGCGCGGAAGGCCAGCCCUCCGGGGACGCGGCCGCCCCGUCCACCCCGCCCACCCCGCCCGCCAGCGGCCCGGGGAAGGCGGAGGACGCCAGGACCGCGGCCUCGGAGGCGCCGGGGGCGGUGGGGAAGGACGCGGUGGAGGCGGCGGGCCUGGCCUGGCCGUGCGCGCCGUCGGGGGGCGCCGCGGGCAGCGCCCCUGCCUCGCCGGGCCAGGAGCAGGCGGCCCGGGUUCGCCGGCCGCUGAACCCCAACCUGUACGGGGCGGACGAGGAGAACAGCUACAUGCGCUCCAUGACCAGCCUGCUGGGCGGCGGCGAGAGCAGCAUCAGCUCGCUGGCCGACAUCCUGGUGUGGUCCGACAGCUCGUCCGUGGGGCUGGGCAUGGGCAUGGCCACGGCGCUGCUGGCCUCCGGGCGCAGCAACCCGGCCGACCUGCUGUACGGCGCGGGCCCGGGGAUGCGCACCGUCUCCAGCAUCCUGAGCAGCGCCAGCUCCGUCAUCUCGUCGGGCCUGGCGUCGGGGACCAGCCUGGCCAUGCGCUCGCUCACGCACGCGCUCGAGUCCGUGGAGCGGCGCACGGUGGAGGGCAUCCGCACGGCCGUGCGCUACCUCACCAGCCGCCUGAGCGCGCGCUGGGCGCAGGCCGGGCCCGAGGCCGACUAG